GCAGCUACCACCGUUACCGGCUCCGCAGACGCUUCGACAGCCGCCAUCUUCCCGGAAACGCCGCCGCACGUCAGCCGCGCCCCCUCACUGCCAUGGCAACGGCGCGCUGUCUGGGAAACCCGCAGGAGCGGGUGGGCGGGGCACUACGUCAGACAGUUUAUCGUCACCUGGGGCGGGCCUUCCCAGGGGAUUUAACUGGGGCUGAUAAUUUUUUAUUGAGCGCCUAUCGUGAAUCAGACACUGAGUGCCCUGAGCGUUGGAGAAACGAGUGAAUGAAGCCAGGAGCAAGUUAUUCGGUGUGCACGUUAUCUAGUGUGGCUCUUGCCCUGGUCCCCGUGGGUGGGUGGUCCAUUCCUAACCUGAACAUUUCUGGAGACCCAGAGAUGUGAAGGACUGCCGGGAUUAUGCUCUCCCAGACUCUCUCUGGAGUGCAGAUCCCUUGGCUGUGUGGCCACAUCCCCCCCUUCCUCUAAGGCCUUCCCCGACCAUAUAAGGAGAGGCAGCUGCUGGGGGCGUCCCCAGUAUCUAAAGAUAGCGGUCUCUGCUUCGGACUCCAAACGCCACCGGGUAGCAGGAGCCGCCAUGGCAAGGCAGCAUGCCAGGACGCUGUGGUAUGACAGGCCCAAAUAUGUGUUCAUGGAGUUUUGUGUUGAGGAUAGCACCGAUGUCCACGUGCUCAUCGAAGACCACCGCAUUGUGUUCAGCUGCAAGAAUGCGGAUGGAGUGGAGUUGUACAAUGAGAUUGAGUUCUACGCUAAGGUGAACUCCAAGGACUCCCAGGAUAAACGCUCCGGUCGUUCCAUCACUUGUUUUGUGAGGAAAUGGAAGGAGAAGGUGGCCUGGCCUCGACUCACCAAAGAGGAUAUCAAACCGGUGUGGUUGUCUGUGGACUUUGAUAACUGGAGAGACUGGGAGGGGGAUGAAGAGGUGGAGCUGGCUCAGGUGGAACACUAUGCAGAGCUUUUGAAGAAGGUCAGCAUCAAGAGACCUCCCCCUGGCAUGGAUGACCUGGAUGAUGAUUCUGACAGUGCUGAUGCAACAAGUAAUUAACUUCUGUGACGGCAGAGCUGGGGAGGAAGCUGGGGCAUCUUCCAGUCGCUCUGAAAAGCUAGGGCCGGGGUCUUUGCCAGCUCUUAGCUGUGGGGUCUCCAGGAUCUCUGAACUUUCCUAGAAACUCUUUUUACAUGUCCUUUUAUGUUUUAUUUCUUUUUUUCCUAGGCACUUGAGUAUGGCUCCAUCAGAUGGCAGGAUAGGAGAGUAGACUGGUGGGGCUCCUGACUUCCUACCAAUUGGCUGUAAUCUUUGUGCUUGGGCCACUCAUCAGGGCUCUCUUGAGUAUUCGAGCAUGUGUGUGUGGUAGAGCAAAAGCCAAAGUAGCAGCGUAUAGAUCAUAAUAAAUCUGUAAGAACAA
Molecule: messenger RNA, 1411 nt
Organism: Prionailurus viverrinus (fishing cat)
Lineage: Eukaryota; Metazoa; Chordata; Mammalia; Carnivora; Felidae
Gene: PTGES3L
Product: prostaglandin E synthase 3 like
Exons: 7
Coding region: 583-1050 (155 amino acids)
Biological process (GO): chaperone-mediated protein complex assembly; protein folding
Cellular component (GO): cytosol; nucleus
Molecular function (GO): protein-folding chaperone binding; Hsp90 protein binding
Source: RefSeq, a predicted model, not a curated record